AUGACUGUCGACUCAACAUGCCCUCCCAAACUCCGCGUUGCUGUCAUAGGCAGUGGAAUUGCUGGCCUUGCAGCUGCUGCCUUUCUCCGAAAACACCCCCAGUUUAUCAUUACUGUCUACGAGCUCCGUGGUGCAGAUUGGAAAGAAUCUUCUGCGGCGCUUGGGCUUCAAACGAAUGGCACCUCCAUCGUGCAGCAGCUGGGUAUCACUAGAGACGAGGUCCGCGGGGUGAUAGGUGCUGGGUAUCGAACAUACAACAUUCGGGAAGAGCCGAUGAGCAAGGGCAAAGUGGCCUUCCCAUCAGAUGGAGAGACUGGGUUCUGGUUUGUGCAUCGACAGGAUUUAAAGGACGCAUUGUUGCGCAGAGUAAUCGGCGAGGAUGAAGAAGGGGAGCCUAUCCAGGUAGUUUACGACAGCCACAUUGUGGAAAUUGACCCAGAGGCUGGUAUUGUGAAGUUUGCAGACAGGUCUUCCAUCGAAGUUGAUCUGAUCAUUGGCGCCGAUGGCAUCCAUUCCAAAGUCCGUGAAGUGGUUAUUCCGCCUUCGCACCCAGAGCCUGCUUCGUGCGGGCUCAGCGUGUACCGCUUUGUUCUCCCCAUGGAUGUCCUCAGAAACGAGGAUGGCAAAAUGCCAGAAAUGCUCACCUUCGACGAGGGUAACUUCGUAGUCAUCAUCGCUGCGGGCGAUGAGGGCAACCGCAACAUGGUCAUUUAUCCAUGCCGUGAGCUUGAGCUGAUGAAUUUCGUCUGCGGUGUCCCUGAUACAAGCCCUAAGGCUUUAGCCCAUCUUAAAUCACCUGGCAGCACCCAAGCUAUCGCAAAGGAUAUGGUGGAGGAGUUUCAUGGGUUCCCCAACUGGCUGCUAGAGCUAUUUAGUCGCUCCGAUCUGAUAGAACUCUUCCCUGUGAUCGAUCAAGAGCCUCUGCCUACGUACGUCAAGGGCCGGACCAUGCUAAUUGGCGAUGCUGCGCACGCCAUGGCACCGUAUCAGGCACAGGCAACGAACCAAGCCCUUGAAGAUGUGGAGGGUCUCAGCGUCAUUCUUACAGAUAUUUCUAGCCGCGAUAGAAUCCCAAGUCUACUGAAAGUGUGGGAUAAUAUACGCCGACCGCACGCAUCGUUUGUUCAAAAGGACUCGCUCGACUCGCAGGCCAAGCUCUCGACAAUACAUUGCAGCGAUAAGUUUUUGAACUUUAAGCCGUAUGUCAGAAUGGAAGAAGUGAUCAGGCAGCUUUCUGAGCAUCAGGGGGCCGGGGUUCUCGCUUAG
Messenger RNA from Penicillium riverlandense, 1266 nucleotides. Its product is annotated as FAD-dependent oxidoreductase. The record is from RefSeq and is a predicted model, not a curated record. Gene Ontology annotation, molecular function: FAD binding; monooxygenase activity. NCBI's taxonomy places the organism in Eukaryota, Fungi, Ascomycota, Eurotiomycetes, Eurotiales, Aspergillaceae. The coding region runs from base 1 to 1266 and encodes 421 amino acids. The transcript is spliced from 3 exons.